Messenger RNA from Strongylus vulgaris, 573 nucleotides. Lineage: Eukaryota; Metazoa; Nematoda; Chromadorea; Rhabditida; Strongylidae. The record is from the annotation of a GenBank genome assembly.
AUGCAAAUAAUCUUUAUUCUCUCUGCCUUGCUGGCGACGUGCAUCGCUAAGUCAGUUCCAUUGCUAAAUUUGACGGCAAAUUAUGGUUACACUUAUGCCUAUGCUUUGGAUCUUGCUGUACCUGCACCUUUCAACACUUACGUAUGCAUCAAAUCACAUGGCUAUAGUACUGUAUUUGUGAGAGGUUAUGAUCCUACGGGCCACGGCAGAUUCGACGUCAAUGCCGUGAACAAUAUUCGUAAUGCUAAUCAAGCUGGUCUUGGAACUGAGGUGUUCAUGACUCCACAGCCUUUCUCGAGCAAGAGAGGUGGUGCACAAUUUAAAGAACUUUUUGAUAACUUAAGAUACAACAACAUCCAAGUCAGGACUGUUUGGUUGCAGGUUACCUCUCCAGUCAACUGGGGAUCAGAUGCUCAACGGAACAUUAACCUUAUCAAUGAUAUUAUAAUCACGGCCAACUCUUGCGGUGUCGUCGUCGGCUUCUACACAAAUGCUUAUGACUGGAGUCAAAUCACUAGAAACGCAAACUUAGAGGGUGCUAUGCUUUGGUGGGCAUCAAUUGGCUGGUCAUGA